GUCGCCAUUUUAGUUCCGCUCAGUGUCGUUGUAAGCGCGUUGCUUCUACUUUGGCUUUACAACGUCUGAGCUUAAAUAUCUUUUCUGUCCUGUUAAUUUAGUUUUCUCGCAUUUUUCUUCAACCAAUCGACGUCCGAAGACAUCAGCAUUCGAUUUAAGUUUCCACAAUAUCCAGAAACACAGCCAUGAUCACCAGAAAAAGAGGAAGAAACAGCCUAAACGCUGACAUCAAAUGUACAAAUACCUCCCACGAGAUUGAUGGUGUUUUGAAAACCAGUAAUACAAGCGAAACGAACAUGCAAACUUCCCCAGAAAGCGACACCAAUGAUUGGGGCCUGGAUGAUCUGCUUGGCUCGGAGUUCAACUGGGACCUGGACAACAAUGUGCUUGAUACUUUCGUCAACUUUGAAUCACAGACAACGACCAGCGAUGAGACAGACCAAAGCGCAGUACUUGAUGUUGCCACAUCCCACAGUAGAGGUGCAGUCCAGAGGUCAAAACUGCAAGACGUCUCUGGUCACAUCAUCAACAAGAAUGCCAUUGCAGCGAGGAUGAACCGUUUAAAGAAGAAAGAAUACGUCAGUGGCCUGGAACAGAGAGUUGGGUCUUUGACAACAGAAAACCGUGUUCUCAAGCAGGAAAACGGCAAUCUCAACAAGAGAGUGGAAGAGUUGGAGAAUGAAACUAGGUACUUGAGAGCCGUGUUGGCCAAUGAGAGCAUGCUGGCUCAGCUGUUGUCUAGAUUGAGCGGUGUGAACGGCAUGAAAUUCUCUACCUCGCUUUUCCAGGAAUCCAACGAGAACGACCACGAUUAUGCCAUGCCGAGGAAGAGGGUGAAGGUGGAAGACAAAGAUACUGCAGGUGGCAUCUGCCUGCAUGUGGACAAAGACCACGUCUCGGUGGAAUUCUGCACCAAAUGUGCAGAGAGUUCAAGCUUGUCGCAUAAAAUUUUUCUUCUAGGUGCUUGGUCCGCCAUGCUGGAUGACUGGGUCACAGAACAUCCUUGACUGCUGAAAUCCAUGGUAAGGAUCAAGAAGUAGAAGACUGCACAGAACUGGUUAACUCCUAAGAUGACGACAAUGCUUUUUGCCAGUUCACGGCACAAUAUGAACUGUAAAUAAACUAAUUUUUGUGUUUUAUUUUCAUUUGCUAUCGGUUUAAAGUAUUGAACAUAACCUACAAAAAGAAAUUAAGCAUUGUUUUUUGAAUUACAUACUUUGGAUGUUUAUUGGAUCACACAAUUGUAGUAUGUAAUUUCAGUUCAAGUAGACUUUGAGGGAAGUAGUUAAGUGGACAACAACAAAAAAAAAAAGUUAAAAAUUAUGUAAACGGGUGAUGUUUCACAAAGGGCUUCUGCUUAAACUAAUCUGUUAUGUAUCUGUUUAUCCACUGUUGAUACAUUGAUGUUGAUUUCAGUACAAGCUUGUAUUUUGCUGAAACUAGAUGAGCCCUUUCUGAAAUAUUGCUAUUUUUCUAAAGAAUGUUUUUCAUGUAGAACCCUUAUUUUUCUUUAUGCUAAAGUGGAUUUUGCUGUGGGGAAAUCAGAAGAAUCGGGACCAGCAGCUUGCAUCAUGGCCUGGUAAAUUUAAAAAAAGGUAGUACUUGAAACAGUGUAAGUUACAGUUUUACUGAUUCUUUAUCACACCCGUAAAGACGUCAGAUGCUGUCAUGCUCAUUUAGCAUCUAAAUGAGUGUUUAAACUCUCCUCUUUAUAGUAAUGUUUUAUCACAAGACAUUGAACACCUGUCUCUCAUCCAUCUGUUUCUUUUUGAUUUGUUAAAGCACUUGGGCUUUAUUUGACAGUUGUCAUGAGAAUAAGUAUGUACUGAAACAGCAUUUUUCAAAGGGUCAUGGUUUUUGAAUGAUCAUCUAUAUGUGAGAUGUAAUGGAAAUCCAAAGACUGUGCAGGCACAUGGCUGCAGCUGUUUUGAAAUGUAAUAAAUUUUCAUUUGAGUAAUGCAAA
Molecule: messenger RNA, 1963 nt
Organism: Onychostoma macrolepis
Lineage: Eukaryota; Metazoa; Chordata; Actinopteri; Cypriniformes; Cyprinidae
Gene: crebzf
Product: CREB/ATF bZIP transcription factor
Exons: 3
Coding region: 186-1007 (273 amino acids)
Cellular component (GO): nucleus
Molecular function (GO): RNA polymerase II transcription regulatory region sequence-specific DNA binding; DNA-binding transcription factor activity, RNA polymerase II-specific
Source: RefSeq, a predicted model, not a curated record